AUGGGUGGCUGCUUCUCGCUCGAGGAGCAGCGGCUCCAGAGCAGGACAGGCACUUCGGCUGAAGCUGGUGGACCAGAUGGGUUGAGGAAGUGCAAAUCUGAUUCUAAAGCUAUUUCAAGUGUUCUUGCUCCUCCGAAAGAUGUGGAGGACCUGCAAACAGAAGGAUAUGGAAAUGUCAAUAUUUUCACAUACAACGAACUGCGAGCAGCCACAAAGAACUUUCGGCCUGAUCAGAUUCUUGGGGAGGGUGGGUUUGGAGUUGUUUACAAAGGCGUCAUCGAUGAAAAUGUUAGAAUAGGUUUUCCAUCCAGACAGGUUGCUGUGAAAGAACUGAACCCAGAGGGUUUUCAGGGAGACAAGGAAUGGUUGGCAGAAGUCAACUAUCUUGGGCAACUUAGUCAUGCAAAUCUAGUCGAACUGAUUGGCUAUUGCUGCGAGGGUUCCCAUAGAUUACUUGUCUAUGAGUACAUGGCUUGUGGCAGCCUUGAAAAGCACCUUUUUCGACGGGUUUGCCUUAAUAUGCCAUGGUCAACUCGCAUGAAGAUUGCACUCGGUGCAGCAAGGGGGCUUGAGUAUCUCCACGGAGCUGAGAGAUCCAUCAUCUAUAGGGAUUUCAAGACAUCAAACAUCUUGCUAGACGCGGAUUAUAAUGCUAAGCUUUCAGACUUUGGCCUAGCAAGAACUGGACCUAGUGGAGACCAAACUCAUGUCUCAACUCGGGUCAUGGGAACUUAUGGCUAUGCAGCUCCUGAAUAUGUGAUGACUGGCCAUUUGACAGCACGGAGUGAUGUUUAUGGGUUUGGUGUUGUACUUCUCGAGAUGAUUAUUGGGAGGAGGGCUGUGGACAAGAGCCGGCCGAGCCGUGAGCAUAACCUAGUUGAGUGGGCACGCCCCCUCCUUGUCCACAACCGGAAGCUCUUCAGAAUCAUUGAUCCUAGAAUGGAAGGCCAAUACUCCACCAAGGCUGCCAUUGAAGUGGCCAGCCUUUGCUACCGAUGCUUGAGCCAGAACCCUAAAGGGCGGCCUACUAUGAGCCGGGUUGUUGAAACCUUUGAGGAGGUUCAAAGCAUGCCAGAAUGCCAGGACAUACUCCUGCAGAAUUGUAUGACCGGAUCUGUGACGCUCUACGAGGUCCCAAAGGAACCUGCUGAGCAUGUUGAGACAGAGAAGGCGAAGCAAGAACCAACAGCAAAGACUGAUGCCGUGGCUGUGGCCGUGGCCGUGCCACCGACGAAUGGGAAGCCAGUGCCCCAGAGCAGGAGGACGCGGCCAGCGAACGGCAGGAGCAAGAGCGAGCCGCCUCUGGAGUGCAAGCUGUACAUCCCUUCGCCUGACUCCGACGGGCAUCAGCUGGGGCUGGAAGCCCUGGCAUCACCCCCUUCCAGAAACAGCAGCAGGGAUGAUCCUCCUCCGGUGGACGAAGAUCUGUACAAGAUAUAA
Molecule: messenger RNA, 1440 nt
Organism: Triticum turgidum subsp. durum (durum wheat)
Lineage: Eukaryota; Viridiplantae; Streptophyta; Magnoliopsida; Poales; Poaceae
Source: the annotation of a GenBank genome assembly